GGGGAAAUUCCGAAAUGAAAAAUAGGCCUUACACACAGGACAAAUACAGUCAGCGGGAUUUUUUUUUGUUAUCAAGGACAGGAAUAGCAAUUAGGACCAACAUCCAGGAUUCAGAAGAUGGCAUUUCGGAAACCAGCAAACAUAGCAGAAAAUUUCGACAGCUUAGAAACUGAUUGUUCAAUUCAAACACGAGAACCCCGAGAAGAUUCCGGUUUUUAUUCUGGACCUUCAAGUUGCAAAGAAAGUCUUUGCAAAAAGGAAACAGAUCUAAUUUCUCCAACGAAAGACAUAGGACUGCUGGAAGAAAACAUGGAACGUGUUGACAUCAACGGUCAGGCAGUUUCUAGAUCUGCAUCUUGUGAAAAUCUUGUAAAAACUGUCCUUCGCAUUAUAGAGCAAGACUUCGAUGGCGAUACACUGAUUCAUGUUGCAAUUAUACAAAAUGAGGAGUAUAUAGCAAAGUCUAUGAUUUCCAUGGUUUCCAUCCUCGACCCAGAGCUCCUUGAUAUUCCCAAUUUUUUAUUGCAAACUCCUUUACAUUUGGCUGUCCUCGUCCGAUCCGUGGAACUCGUGGAAAUUCUUAUCCAAUCGGGAGCCGAUUUGGGAUGUCGUGAUCUCCAUGGGAACACACCUUUGCAUAUUGCCUCUUACCAUGGUUUUGACAACAUCGUAGUUUGUUUACUGAAAUAUGCAAGUGGUAAAAAACGAAAAUCGACAUUUAUACAAGAAAUAAAUGACAGAAAUUAUGAAGGCCAAUCAUGUCUUCAUCUUUCUACGUUUAACAAUAGCCUUCCCGUAAUUAACCUUCUGUCAAGAUUUGGAGCAGACGUAAAUGCACGUGACGGAAAGAGUGGUAAAACGAUACUUCAUUAUGCAGCAGAAAUGGGGAACACGAUUCUAAUGGAUUAUGUUUUACAGUUACCCGGAGUUGACGUCAAUUCCCAAACGUACGCAGGCCAGACACCUAGCUCUCUGGCCAGGGGUCGAGGUUUUCUAGAUAUUUGGACAACCCUAAGGAAAUUUGGCGGGAAAGACCGUGAAGAAAUUGACGACACUUAAUUUGCAUUUUUAUUUUAUACGUAAAAUGAACAUCAAUUGGUUUCGAAUGUUCACUAAUACGUACAUGUGUGCGGUUGUGCAAACUUUUGUUUAAUUCAAAUGUAAACGGAUAAUAUUAUUUUUUAUCCAAUUCUGUAAGUAAAUAUUUUAAUAUCAAACGAUAUAAUUAUCACGUGAAUGUACAUUUAUGUAAAUAUAUAUUGUUCUCCUAUUGUUAACUUUGAUAUUCUCAGGUUAUUGAUAUAUUAAAUAGUUGAUCUUGGA
Molecule: messenger RNA, 1323 nt
Organism: Magallana angulata
Lineage: Eukaryota; Metazoa; Mollusca; Bivalvia; Ostreida; Ostreidae
Product: NF-kappa-B inhibitor alpha-like
Exons: 2
Coding region: 118-1059 (313 amino acids)
Molecular function (GO): protein binding
Source: RefSeq, a predicted model, not a curated record